UUCUGGUUCGAGCAUUCCGGGACUUCUCCACCGAAAGAGGAGCCCAAAGAAAUCCUUUGGCUUUCCAGCAGGGCAUGAUUGCUUCGGGCUUCUAGCAAUCAGGGAUCACGUAUUGGCAUGGCCCGAGGUGACUGUCUCCCUGUGGAUCUGGAAAAUGCUGGGUAAAGUGGGAAAAGAAGGGCGGUGCUUUGACUCCUCAAACUUCCGACGUGAUUGGGGCAGAAACGGUCACUUCUCCUCGAACCUUGAGAGUUCCCCAGCUCUGCAAGCCCAUUUCUCCUCUGGAGGGCCAAGAAUCACUUCGAGGUUCUCUGUAGGAAAGCACUGUCACCUCCUUUGGAGGAGAAUUGGUCUCGAGCCAUGAAGACCAUUGGCAGCGCAAGCCCAUUUUCCUUGAAGCAACGCCAGAGAAAAGAGUUUCCAGCUUCCCUCCUGGGAAAGGCCAGAAGCGGCUUUCGGGCAAUUGCCCAGAAUCAUGGCCUUGGCAGGCCGUAAACAGGAGAGACCACAGGGGCGAGAUGCAAGAUUUCCACAAUUCAGGAUCCAAAGACAUGCACUGCAUUGAUUGUUGCAAAAAUGGUGGAAGCGGAUCGUCCGGGGAAGUUGUUUAUAGGAGGGCUCAGUACAGAAACCAAUGAAAAAGGCCUUGAAUCAGUUUUUGGGAAAUAUGGCCGUAUAGUAGAAGUUCUUUUGAUGAAAGAUCGAGAAACCAACAAAUCCAGAGGCUUUGCUUUCAUUACUUUUGAGAAUCCAGCUGAUGCCAAAGAUGCUGCAAGAGACAUGAAUGGAAAGUCCUUAGAUGGAAAAUCAAUUAAGGUGGAACAAGCCACCAAACCAUCUUUUGAAAGUCGUGGUAGUCGAGGGCUAUCAUCCUCUCCAAGAAGCAGAGGUCUUAGAGGUGGAAGACAAGGAAGUGGUGGAACAAGAGGGCCACCUCGUGGAGGUUAUUCAAGCAGAGAUUAUACAAGUCCUCGGGAUUCCAAAGAUUAUGCUCCAACUCCAAGGAACUAUAUAUACCGUCACUAUGGCCAUUCUAGCUCCCGUGAUGAGUAUACAUCUAGAGGAUAUAGUGACCAUGAUGGGUAUGGUGGAGGUCGUGAUAGAGACUAUUCAGAUCGUCCAAGUGGAGGGCUCUACAGAGAUUCUUAUGAGAGUUAUGGUAACUCCCGUAGUGCUCCAACUGCUCGAGGGCCUCCUCCCUCUUAUGGGGGAAGUAGUCGCUAUGAGGAUUAUUAUAGCAGCACACGAGAUGGAUAUGGUGGAAGCCGUGAAAGUUACUCAAGUAGCCGAAGUGAUAUUUAUUCAAGUGGUCGUGAUCGUGUUGGCAGACAAGAGAGAGGGCUUCCUUCUUCAAUGGAUAGGGGAUAUCCUGCCCCUCGUGAUUCAUACAGCACUUCCAGCCGUGGAGCACCAGGAGGUGGUGGCCGUGCAGGAAGCCGAUCUGAAAGAGGAGGCAGAAACAGAUACUAAAAGAAA
Dromiciops gliroides (monito del monte) is the source of this 1476-nucleotide messenger RNA. RefSeq names its product RNA-binding motif protein, X chromosome-like. Gene Ontology annotation, cellular component: spliceosomal complex. The coding region runs from base 577 to 1470 and encodes 297 amino acids. The record is from RefSeq and is a predicted model, not a curated record. Gene Ontology annotation, biological process: positive regulation of mRNA splicing, via spliceosome. The transcript is spliced from 7 exons. Lineage: Eukaryota; Metazoa; Chordata; Mammalia; Microbiotheria; Microbiotheriidae. Gene Ontology annotation, molecular function: RNA binding.